AUGAAGUACCUUACCCUAUUAUGGCUCUUUGCCUUGAUAGCUGCAGUGGGAGCCAAGGAAAAACGUAGUCGCUACGUUCCGAUUGAUAAUCCUAGUCAAAACCAAAACGAUCCAAACAACCAUCGUACGCUCCAAUCCAACAACAAUCGAGUCACAGGAAUUGCCUACGAGUGCAAUGACAAUGAUUUUCCGCUAGAUUUGCCCAAAGUUCGUAGAUAUGUACCAGGAGAUGUCAUCAAAGUCUGCGUCAAACCAGAAAUCAGAACGGAGAAUCGUGGAAUUGUCAUGCGAGCGGUCGAUACCAUGAACUUUAUUGGGGAAUCCUCGGGGAUUUCCCAAAAGGUCAUUGAGUUCAAGAAGGAAGCAUUUACUACUUUGGCAUUGUGUAUACCAGGACAAUUGGUCUGUUCUUUCAAAACAAAGUUGAGGGAGGAACUAUUUUGGGGUUUGGAGGGCGAUGAAGUGAAUAUUACGGGAGUGGCUUUGGUGACAAUGGAAUACAUUGACGAAUCUUUUGCAUUGUACGGUUUGGCAGAUACAGACAUUGCGGUUGGUCUAACAUUCUUGGUGAAACGAGUUGCUCCACCACCGGGAGCCAUUCUCGGAAUCCCUGGGUCCGAAAGCAUCCAAAAGAAGUGCGAUCCUUGGUGGUGGUGCCAAUACCCAGAUUGGUUCAAGAUUUUGAUGAUCCUUUUCCUCCUGAUUCUCUUGUGCUGCUGUUGUUGCAUGUGUUUGACGAUUCCUUGCAUGAUUCGAGAAAUGUUGGAAGACGACAAGGAGCGAGAAGAAAGACGGCAAUUUGUUAAGGAACAAAGAAUGAGAGAAGAGAACGGUGCCUUCUAUCCAGAAGAGCAAUAUUAUGAGGACCCGCAGCAGUCCUAUCGUGAUGCACCACAACCCUAUGCUCAAGAAGAACCCUACCGAGGACAGCCUCCUCCGCCACCACCACAACAGAGGUCUUAUAGGGGUGCGCAACCACCACAACCUUCCUAUCAACCGGAAGAACCACCUCGCCAGUCAUCCUAUCGAGUGCCUCAGCCAUCCAAUUCAUCCUUCCGGGCACCACAACGCCCACCACAGAACCGACGAUACGAGUAUUGA
Cylindrotheca closterium is the source of this 1101-nucleotide messenger RNA. The record is from the annotation of a GenBank genome assembly. Lineage: Eukaryota; Bacillariophyta; Bacillariophyceae; Bacillariales; Bacillariaceae.